AGCCACUUAACAGUAAGUAAGGGCAUAACAACAAUUGUAUCAACGCCUUUCCUUUCACGCCAAAAACAACACAAAAAUAUCAAGCUUGUUAUUCUGACUUUGGUCCUCCUCCACCUGGUAAACUCCAAAACUUGAAGGCUGCUUCACUUUCUCCUACUCCCACACCCUCGUCCUCAUAAUUCCUUCACCCCCCCCCCCCCCAAAAAAAAAGUUCUCUGCCCAAGACUGCAUCCUUUUCCUGUUUCUGGGUUCCCUUUUGUGUCCUCUUGAAGCUUAACACAAAUGAAUUUAUCAACCAUAAAUGGCAUGAUUUGCCAGCGGCUUCAUUACAUCGUCGCUUCAAAGUAUCCACAAAGAUCAAUUCUUUCUCAUGGGAACUAUAAGAAUCAUAGCGAAAUGCCAAUGAAAUGUACGAGUGAAGUGGGCGCCACUGACAAACUUAAACUCACUACAUUUGUUACAGCAGCAAAUUUGGUCACUUCCCAAGCUGCGAAUGCUUUGAGCAAUGAAAGUUUCAUGGAGGCGCCUACUUCUCUUUUUGUUUUGGCUGAUGGAAACAUUACAGAUUGGUUUGGAAGCCUUUUAUAUUCGGCUGGACAACAAGCAAAUGAAGCUGUUCUAGACCAGUUGUCUGCCCUCAGUUUUACUAGUUUGGCUGUCAUUUUUGGUGCCGGACUCGUAACCAGCCUUUCUCCUUGUACACUCAGUGUUUUGCCACUGACUCUUGGUUAUAUUGGGGCUUAUGGUUCAGGAAGAAGCAGAGCAGCAAUUGUUGGGGAUUCUCUUGCAUUUGCCCUUGGAUUGGCAACUACAUUGGCAUUGCUUGGAAUAGCAGCCUCAUUUGCUGGAAAAGCAUAUGGUCAGAUAGGCCAAGGCUUGCCAUUGGCUGCUUCUUGUCUAGCAAUUGUCAUGGGUUUUAAUCUCUUAGAGAUAAUAGAGAUUCAGCUUCCCUCAUUUUUUAACAACUUUGAUCCCCGUGCUGCCGCAGCUAAUUUUCCUUCAAGUGUGCAGGCAUAUUUGGCCGGGCUUACAUUUGCUUUAGCAGCAUCACCUUGCAGUACACCUGUCCUGGCCACCUUGCUCGGAUAUGUUGCUGCUUCCAGGGAUCCAGUAGUUGGGGGCAGUUUACUUCUUGCUUAUACAACUGGCUAUGUUACUCCUCUGCUUCUUGCUGCUUCUUUUGCUGGAGCAUUGCAGAGUUUGCUUUCUUUUCGCAAGUUUUCAGCGUGGAUUAACCCAAUGAGUGGUGCUCUGCUUUUAGGUGGAGGUGUUUAUACCCUCUUAGAUAGGCUAUUCCCAGCUACUUCAAUGGCAAUGUAGGAUUCAACUGGCACUCGAAGCAAAAUGCUGAUACUUUUAGAGCUGCUUUUUUUUCAACCAUGUGAAAGCACAAGAAGUAAGCUAUAGAUCAGAAGCAGUUGUGUGAAAGGUUAAGGUUUCUGAUAGGUACUGAACUGUAUAAACAUAUAAAACAUGGAGUUAGAUAUUGUGUAAAAUACUGCAACGUACAUUGAAAUGCACAGAAUCAGCUGAAAGGAGGGGGAAAAAAAUAUUAGACAGGAAAGCAGCAGUUUCUGUACCAACUUUCAAGUAGUACUUGAAUGCCUACUAACUAAAUUUCACGACUUUAUGGAA
This is a messenger RNA of Coffea arabica (coffee), 1635 nucleotides long. RefSeq names its product cytochrome c-type biogenesis ccda-like chloroplastic protein 2. The record is from RefSeq and is a predicted model, not a curated record. Gene Ontology annotation, cellular component: membrane. NCBI's taxonomy places the organism in Eukaryota, Viridiplantae, Streptophyta, Magnoliopsida, Gentianales, Rubiaceae. Gene Ontology annotation, biological process: cytochrome complex assembly.